AUGGGAAGAGCGGUGGCGAUGGCGGUGGCUCUGCUGGUGGCGCUGGUCGCGGCGGCGGCCACGUUGCCGGGGACGGCGAGCGCGUCCCCGGCGGAAGGGAUCCAGCCGCUGUCCAAGAUCGCUGUCCACAAGGCCACCGUGGAAAUGCAGCCGUCGGCGUACGUGCAGGCGACUCCGUCGCUGCUCGGCGAGCAGGGAGAAGACACUGAAUGGGUGACGGUGAAGUACGGCUGGACAGACCCGUCCGACGACGAUUGGAUCGGCGUCUUCUCUCCAGCUGAAUUCAACUCGUCGGCUACGUGUCCUAACCCAUGGCCAGCAGAAGAACCCUAUCUCUGCACAGCACCCAUCAAGUAUCAAUUCGCCAACUACUCUGCAAACUACAUCUACUGGGGCAAGGGCAGCAUCCGGCUGCAGCUCAUCAACCAGCGCUCCGACUUCUCCUUCGCCCUCUUCACCGGCGGCCUCGACAACCCGAAGCUGAUCGCGGUGUCGGAGCCGAUCUCGUUCAAGAACCCCAAGGCGCCCGUGUUCCCGCGCCUCGCGCAGGGCAAGUCCCACGACGAGAUGACGGUGACGUGGACCAGCGGCUACGACAUCGGCGAGGCGUACCCGUUCGUGGAGUGGGGCGCCUUGGUCGCCGGCGCCGCCCAGCCCCAGCAGACCGCGCGCGCGCCCGCCGGCACGCUCACCUUCAACCAAGGCAGCAUGUGCGGCGAGCCGGCGCGCACCGUCGGGUGGAGGGACCCCGGGUUCAUCCACACCGCCUUCCUCAGGGACCUCUGGCCCAACAAGGAGUACUACUACAGGAUCGGGCACGAGCUCCACGACGGGUCCAUGGUGUGGGGCAAGCGGGCCUACACAUUCCGCGCGCCGCCGUCGCCGGGGCAGAAGUCGCUGCAGCGCGUCAUCGUCUUCGGCGACAUGGGAAAGGCGGAGCGAGACGGGUCGAACGAGUACGCGGCGUACCAGCCGGGGUCGCUGAACACGACGGACACGCUGAUCAGUGACCUGGACAACUACGACAUCGUGUUCCACAUCGGCGACAUGCCGUACGCCAACGGCUACAUCUCGCAGUGGGACCAGUUCACGGCGCAGGUGGCGCCCAUCACAGCCACGAAGCCCUACAUGGUGGCCAGCGGCAACCACGAGCGGGACUGGCCCGACACGGCGGCGUUCUGGGACGUGGAGGACUCCGGCGGCGAGUGCGGCGUGCCGGCCGAGACCUACUACUACUACCCCGCCGAGAACAGGGCCAACUUCUGGUACAAGGUGGACUACGGCAUGUUCCGCUUCUGCGUCGCCGACUCAGAGCACGACUGGCGGGUGGGCACGCCGCAGUACGAGUUCAUCGAGCACUGCCUGUCGACGGUGGACCGGAAGCACCAGCCGUGGCUCAUCUUCGCGACGCACCGCGUGCUGGGCUACUCCUCCAACGCCUGGUACGCCGGCGAAGGGUCCUUCGAGGAGCCCGAGGGCCGCGAGAACCUGCAGAAGCUCUGGCAGAAGUACCGCGUCGACAUCGCCUUCUUCGGCCACGUCCAUAACUACGAGAGGACCUGCCCUAUGUACCAGAGCCAGUGCAUGACCAGCGAGAAGAGCCACUACUCCGGGACGAUGAACGGGACCAUCUUCGUGGUGGCCGGCGGCGGUGGCUGCCACCUGUCGGAGUACACAACGGCGAUCCCCAAGUGGAGCAUCUACCGCGACCAUGACUUCGGCUUCACGAAGCUCACGGCUUUCAACCACUCGUCGCUGCUGUUCGAGUACAAGAAGAGCAGCGACGGCAAGGUCUACGACUCCUUCACCAUCCACAGGGACUACCGCGACGUGCUCCGAUGCGUGCACGACAGCUGCUUCCCGACGACGCUGGCCACCUAA
This is a messenger RNA of Miscanthus lutarioriparius, 1881 nucleotides long. The record is from the annotation of a GenBank genome assembly. NCBI's taxonomy places the organism in Eukaryota, Viridiplantae, Streptophyta, Magnoliopsida, Poales, Poaceae.